Messenger RNA from Kwoniella shivajii, 2196 nucleotides. RefSeq lists its product as uncharacterized. The transcript has 11 exons. The record is from RefSeq and is a predicted model, not a curated record. NCBI's taxonomy places the organism in Eukaryota, Fungi, Basidiomycota, Tremellomycetes, Tremellales, Cryptococcaceae. Bases 1 to 2196 code for a protein of 731 amino acids. Gene Ontology annotation, biological process: protein import into nucleus; ribosomal large subunit biogenesis.
AUGGGUAAAGCUCAAUAUAAGAAGAAGACGCAAGAAAGGAGACAUAAUCCUCUGAGGGUUCCCGAUGCUCAUCUGGGAAGUGGGAAGGGGGAAGGAAAAGCUGAUCCAGCAAAGGAGAAGCAGAUGUUGCCUAUUCUCAACAAACUCAAAUCGCCAGAGUAUGCCGAUAGAACAUGGGCAUGUGCUGCUAUAUGCAAUCUCAUCCAGAAUGAUGCAGCUACCAGACGAUUGUUUCAAGGAAGAAAUGUUGUUGGUGAGCUCAUUGAAAGACUAUCAGAUGGCGUGGAUGAGGUGGUUGUAGAAGCUUCGGGAGCUCUGAGAAACUUGGCGAUUGAUGGUGGACAUGAGCUUUGCGGUGAAAUGGCAAACAAAGGUCUCAUGUCUCAUCUUACGGUACUCAUUGGCAAGAUCUCUAAUACCAUUGACUCCAUCAUAUCCUCUUCUCAACCCCAGAAGCUCACCGAAGAGCAAUUUCAGGGCAGAAAGCACCUUCUUGCCUUAGCAGAAAAUGUCAUUUCCCUCAUAUGGAGUUUAGCAGAAGCCAACCCAAAGACGUUGCAGGCUGUCAACGCUCUUGGUUGUGAGAGUCUUUUGGUGAAGGUUUUGGCCAGUAGAGAAACCCUUGGUCUUGGUGUUUCUCUGGCAGCAGCACAAGCCCUUUACUCUUUGACUCAAGAUAACCCGCCUUUUAGACGAGCGUUUGUCAGUUAUCCAAGUGCUUUAGAGACUGUUAUCAGCGUUAUCGAGGAGGAUCAUGCACUAGUAGAAAGCAGCCAACAAGCAAAGACUCGAAAAGGCAAGGGAAAGGAUAAACAGGUCAAUGGAGCUGAGCAAGAUGAGCUGCCAGAUGGAAGAGCUUUGUUGAGAAGGGUAUUGGCUUCGGGCAUCCUAAAAAAUACCGUUUUGGCAGGGUCAAGGACAGACGAAAAGGUCAAUGUUUUAGCCUUAACUAGUGGAACUAUCCUUCCUCUCGUGAAUGGUCUGUUGGACGUCAACCUUUCAGAUAUAUGCAGUAGAGUCUCAGAACUAGCACAGCUACUACCAAAAGAAGGUGCGAUUAAUCCCGGCAAGGACUUCAAAACAGACCAUCGAUCACCGGUCGAAGUUUCAUUGGAGCGUAUCGAAAGGAAUCUGAUGACAGUGGUGAUCGCUUUGGAGGUCCUUACCAACGUAUGCGCAGGAUUGGAAGACGAGGAGGAGGCAAUAUUCAAUGGAGCAGAGAUUAUAGCAGAGGGUGAAGACGAUGAGAUUGAUGAGGACGAAGACAUGGAAGAAUUAUUUGCGGACGAAGAUCUCAUAGCGAUGGGCAGAGAUCCAUCAUUGAUAAUUGACGAAAAUCUUCAAUCUACCACUAUCAAUCCUGGCGCAACCCUUUCACACCUUCUCAGCACCCUUCAGCUUCCUACUAGACUCAAUAUCCUUUCUCAACUUACACCUCUUUCCUUCCCUCCUGCCAACAAUCAGCCAUCUAUACAUCCUCCCACAACUUCUGUUCUCUCUGUACUCCACAUCAGAGCUCUUGAAGCCCUCAACAAUUUGCUCUUGACUACCGUGGCGGCUGUGCCCUCGAACGACGCUGCCGCAUCGCAACUCACGGGAACCAUACCAGUACGAGACUUGUGGUCGAGCAUGUUCAGCCUCAUCCGAACUAUUGGCUCCGAGCCGGACGCACUGAAUAUGAAAGGUCAAGAGAUGAGAGUGGAGGUCUUACAAAUGGCUCUCGGUUGUGUCUGGGGAACCGCUAAGCUCGGCGCCCGAGAUCUGGAUGUCCAAAAUCAAAACAUACAAACUUUGAUUGACUCAACUGCCGUGCUGAGAUCGGAGGUUUCCAAAGUGAGAGUUAUUGAAACUCUCGCUUCGCUCGCCGCUCGGAAAUCUGUCUCUGACGAACAGAACAAAGUGAUCGGCACAUGGCUUCUUCAAUUGCUAACUUCCUCCGCUUCCCUCACUGCCGAGGUGCUCAUCGCUACGCUGAAUGCUAUAAUUGACAUCUACGCUGAUGAGACUCGGUCUUACGAUCGAGCAGUCUUCGUUCAAGGAGGAUUCCUGGAAGCUUUAAGCGGGUCUGUAGCUAAAGUGAGAGCCGAGGUCAAGAAAAUCGAUAAGAGAAAAUCCAGACAACUUCGUACUCAAGGUGAAGAAGUUUAUGAGAAUUUAGUAGCUUUCAUCAAAUAUCGACGCAGUCUUCGUCUAUGA